AUGUCUGAUAAUCAUAAAAUUUGGAAAUAUUAUACUGUCAAUAUUGAUGAUGAAUCUCUUAAAUGUAAUGAUUGUGUAAAUUAUCAUUAUGCAGCAAAUAUACUAAUUUCAACUUUGAAAAAUUUUCAACAAAUUAUCAAUGAAGAAACUCUUGCUGAAGAUGAAGAAGAUUUCACAGAUAUCGAAAAUUCUGAAAGUAUCAUAGAAGAUGAUAAUGUCAUUAAAUAUACUGUGAAAAAAAAUUCAGAACCAAUUAUUUUUCCUUGUGAAACUCCUAUUGACAGAAUCAGAGUUGAGGGUGAUAGAGAAUUCACAGCUACUUUUAGACGUAACUCUGUUACAGUUAAAGGAGAACAAUGUACAAUCUUUUUAAAAAAAGAAUAA
Scutellospora calospora is the source of this 384-nucleotide messenger RNA. Lineage: Eukaryota; Fungi; Glomeromycota; Glomeromycetes; Diversisporales; Gigasporaceae. The record is from the annotation of a GenBank genome assembly.